AUGCUGAUGCAUGUUGCGAAGAAGAAAUUAGGGAAGGAAGUUUGGGAUUCUCUGAAGGCGCGGUUUGUGGGUGUAGAGCGUGUGAAGGAUGCGUGGCUACAAACUUUGAAGGCGGAAUUCGACGUGCUGAGAAUGAAGGAGGAGGAGACUGUUGAUCAGUUUGCUGGGAAACUGACGGCGAUGUCAGUGAGAUACAACAAUCUUGGCAGUUCAUUGGAGGAUUCGGAGAUGGUGAAGAAGCUGUUCGACACCGGGCCCGAGUGA
Molecule: messenger RNA, 264 nt
Organism: Miscanthus lutarioriparius
Lineage: Eukaryota; Viridiplantae; Streptophyta; Magnoliopsida; Poales; Poaceae
Source: the annotation of a GenBank genome assembly